CUUCUCCUCCUUCUCCUGCUUCUUCUUCUUCUUCGUGUCCUCCGUCCUCCCGCCCGGAGUUUAUUCCAGUCGGUGACGAGGGAGCAGUAAGCAGGGAGGAACCGCCGCUCGUCUCUGUAUCUCCCCGCAGCUCCUCGCAGGAACACCGCCCCCCCCCCCGCCCUGCACCUGCUCCGGCUCCUCAUUGUUCAGCAUGACUUCGACGUACAGCCUGGAUUUCCUGCCUCUCUCCGAGAGUCGAUUAAUGACUUCCAGCGACGCGAUCAACGGCAACAGCGGCAAGAUGAAUGGGUCACUGGAACACCUGGACCAGCCAGAUCCAGAUGCUAUCAAAAUGUUUGUGGGACAGAUUCCCCGCUCCUGGUCAGAAACAGAACUAAAAGAACUGUUUGAGCCCUUUGGCGCCGUGUACCAGAUCAACAUCCUCCGUGAUCGCACCCAGAAUCCUCCUCUGAGCAAAGGAUGCUGUUUUGUAACUUUUUAUACAAGAAAAGCUGCACUGGAGGCCCAGAAUGCACUGCACAACAUAAAGACCUUAAGUGGGAUGCAUCAUCCUAUCCAGAUGAAACCAGCUGAUAGUGAGAAAACGAGUGCGGUGGAAGACAGAAAACUCUUUAUCGGGAUGGUUUCAAAGAAAUACGGCGAGAAUGAGGUCAGAAUGAUGUUCUCGUCCUUUGGACAGAUCGAAGAGUGCAGGAUUCUCCGGGGACCAGACGGCCAGAGCAGAGGCUGUGCGUUUGUCACAUUUGCUACCAGGGCAAUGGCACAGAAUGCAAUCAAAACCAUGCAUCACUCUCAAACUAUGGAGGGCUGUUCCUCACCUUUGGUGGUGAAGUUUGCGGACACGCAGAGGGAUAAGGAGCAGCGGCGUUUGCAGCAGCAGCUGGUGCAGCAGAUUCAGCAGCUUAACAGCGCCUCAACCUGGGGGAACCUGGCGGGGCUGGGAACGCUUACGCCACAGUACCUGGCGCUGCUCCAGCAGGCCACAUCAACCAGUAACCAAGGCAAUUUCAAUGGCAUUCAGAGGCUUGGAGCGGGUGUGAAUCCUCUUCAGCUACAGAACUUGGCCACAUUGGCUGCAGCGGCAGCUGCAGUUCAGACUUCUGGCAGCCCAGCUUCAACCAGUGCACUGACCACAAACAGUGGAGCCCUGGGGGCGCUGGGAAGUCCAGUUGGGUCAACAGCAUCCAGCGCCGGUGCUGCCAUGAGCACCUUGGCAUCUCUGGGCACGCUGCAGGGCCUGGCUGGGAGCUCUGUGGGCCUCAACAACCUCAAUGCUCUUACCAGCAGCGUUAGUGGUAUGGGGGCCAUGAACGGUGGGCUGGGAGCCUCCAUGGCUAACGGGUCAGCGGCCAGCACCAUGGACGCACUGACCCAGGCCUACUCAGGGAUUCAGCAGUACACGGCCUCGGCCCUGCCCUCCCUCUACAGCCAGUCUCUGCUGCAGCAGCAGCAGCAGCAGCAGCAGACUGUGGCUGGCGGUCAGAAGGAAGUAGGGCCAGAGGGCGCCAACCUGUUUAUCUAUCACCUGCCGCAGGAGUUUGGGGACCAGGAUCUUCUGCAGAUGUUCAUGCCUUUUGGAAAUGUGGUCUCUGCCAAAGUCUUCAUUGACAAACAGACCAAUCUGAGCAAGUGCUUUGGGUUCGUCAGCUAUGACAAUCCCGUGUCCGCGCAGGCUGCCAUCCAGGCCAUGAAUGGUUUCCAGAUUGGCAUGAAGAGGCUGAAGGUGCAGCUGAAGCGCUCCAAGAACGACAGCAAACCCUACUGAUCCUAGUCUGGGGCCUCCCCCCCUCCCCAGCUCUAAUACUAGCACUGCUAGGGUAAGUUCCCCCUCCAGCCAAGGUCACCACAGCAGAGACUCAGUGGGGCAAGUGAAAGGAGCCCACCACAGGAGGGAGACUCACCCUUUUCCUAGGGGGAAAAAUGGUUGCAAUGAUCCUUCCAUAUUUUGCUGUAUUUCAUUCCUGCAGUUUUAUCAUGUACUUUGAUGAAAUAUUUUAAUGUAUAUGAUUAUUUAUGACUAUCACUGGAGUCAGUGUUUGCUGGAGGUAUUUUGUGUCCUGUAUUUAGUAGAGAGCAUCAGGUGUGUUUCCAUACCACUUCAUUGCCUUCAGGUCAAACUUAGACGGGUUGACUAAGGAUCAGUUGUUUUUUGUUGAAGGGCUGAAGCAAAGCUGCAUAGACCCCCAAACCCCAGAUCUCCAACCUGCGUUUGGCUUUUCACGUGUAGUCUGUGUCAUCCGUACCAUCGUUAAUGUGAAAAUCUUCAGUCUUAGACUCCUCCAGUCCGUCGUCCCCUCAUCUGUCCUGUCUCCCCCGCCUCUUUGUCUCUCCUCUUUGAUUAUUCAAGCCAUGUUGAGCGAGGCUACCUCUUUCUCUAUUAACAACCUCCUCCAGUCAUUCCAUCCAUCCUCCACGUCUCCCCGAAAGGGACUGGGUCUAGAUGGAUCGCUGGGUGCCAAGUGUAGAGUGUAUGCAUGUCGGAGUCUGCCAUAUGUCCUGGUGGUGUCAUUUCCUUAAAUCUGUGUAUCGUUUUUUGUGUCAGGAAGAGGGUCUGUACGGACCCCCACUGUCCCUUUUUACUCUAUGUGGUGACUGGCAUUAUUUUUGUUGGUUUUUGUGCCUCAUGGCUAAACGAUUCUUGUGCUGUGCCCCUAACUUUCUCUUCUCUCCUCUCUGUUCUGUCUCUCCUCUCUUCGUGUUUUUGUUCCUUUUUUAGAACAAAUCUCCAUGCCUGUUUGCUCAUCAUUAGCCUAGCAUGUCUUCAUGAUGUUGAAAGCCAAGCCAAACCCCUGGCCUCAUCAUCCCACCAUUGUCUGUGAUGUCUCUCUAAGCUCGCCUGACCAAUACCUGGCCACCCACUGACUCUGACCUUAGCUCAACCUGAUUUUUCUGCAUGUGUAUUCAUUUGUUUUCUUUUUUUGCUUUUUUUGUUUUUCCUGUAUAGAAAUGUGAUGGGCAGGAGAGAGGUCAAACAAAAUCAAUGUGAAAACUUAACUGCUUUGAAUUCAUUUAAGAGAGAUUUUUGUUCUUGUUUUUUGUUUUUUUGCGAAUGUUUUAAAAACCUGUGGGAUUUCUUACUUUUUUUUUUCUUUUUAAAUGUUGCUUUCUUUUUACCUCUCUCACUAAAGUUCACUUGAAAGUUGAAUACAGGGAUUGGCACACAGCUGUGCUAUUUGGUGCCAUUAGCAAUAUGUUGGCUUCUUUGAAAAAAAAAAAAAAAGAGAAAAAAAAGAUGCUAUAGACUGCUUUCCAACACUUUUGAAAGUCUGACCAGGAAAAAAAAUCCCUCUCAGUGAUCUGUGUCGAUCUCUACAUUAUGUGGGCAGUGUGAAGAUUUACACCAAGGCUAUUUAAAGUAUAUUUUCUUUUCAUUUACAAAAUUAUCCAGUGUAUUAAAAAUCUUUUUUUUUUUUUUUUUUAAACUGUUGAUGGCACAAUAAAAGGUACAUUUGCUCUGUUGAGAGAAAUGACUACCUACAUGAGUCAACUUUUUUAGAACUGAUUCACAAAUAGACAAUCUGUGGUUUAAAUGCACACUUAGAUUACCUAUAUUUUAUACCAUUGAAUCUAUAGAAGUUUAACUAACAGAACCCAGGCACAACUUUGGGUUUUUUUGUAGAUUUAUGUUGUAAUGUCAUCUGUGUUGGGGGGUCUUCAGUAUAUUACAUUUUUAGAGGAUUAUAAAUCAGUUUGAUCAGCGUGACCACUUAAAGGUCACUUCUAGCAAACUUAUACAAUUCAGAAAUUCCUCUGCAGCAGUUAUAAUUUUUGACUUCUGGUUAAGUAAAAGGAUUAAUUAAAGUGUCGCAUUUUGAUGCUAAUUGUUUUCCUGCAUUUUUUUUUUUUUUUUUUUUUUGAAGAAGUGUUCAACUUCCAUGGUACGUCUCAUUAACUUUCUGUGAAUUUAUCUUCACUAAUUUUUUUCCCUUUUAUUUAGUUUGGAUGCCUCAUAAUGAGAAAUGAUUUACAAUGUCUUAGUCAUACAGAUGCUAGACAAAAAAUGUUCCUUUUUUAAAGUGCCCGUGUUUCAAACUCUGUGUUUUUGGAGUGCACAACGUUUUGUUUCUCCUGUGAUUACCAAUUUUUUCUUUUAUACACACAACACUUAGUAUGUUUGCAAACGUGGGAGCCCCUGAAGAGGAGAUCACUUGGACACAACGCACCCUGUGGGUCUCUGCACAUUUUGGACACAUUUGCUUUUUAUCUAGUCAUUUUGCGUUUUGAGUGACUUUGAGCGUCAGUUCUGCAAACCACACAGCACAUUAAUCGCGACAAAACCCGCCACAAAAGUGUUGGUUUAUGAAUACAUUCCAUUAUGAAGCACAAAGUUUACACUUUUUUAUCAGGAUGGCGCUGUUCUCCAUUGUGCUACACAUCGUUGAGACAACCCUGGUAAAAACACUUCACCCCUCACCCCCCAAAAAACCACAAAAAAAAUAAAAGGGUUUUUAAAAACUGCUUACCUGGUGGCGCUAAAGAGUUGUCAACUCAGGGCCCCCCCUUCCCCUCUUUUGUGUGUGUGUGGUAAAACUCGACACUCACGCAGGAUUACGACACAAAAUGCACAAUUUUCACCAUUUCACCCUAUUCACAUUUAUUUAUUUUUCUUUCACUUCUCAAAACCCAUAAAUAUUCCAAAAAAGACAAAGGUACCAAAUUUGAAGCGACUCUCGAGGGAGAUGUUAGUUUUGUAAGGAAAUGUUAAGCACAAUUGUAGGAGCUAAUCACUUUUGCAGAACGUGGGGUGUCUGUAUGUGUGUGUGUUUGCGCGUGUGUGUGUGUGGUUUUGAUCCCAGACUUUUCAAGGUACCACUGAUUUCUCUUUUUAAUAUGGGCACAUGCUUUUUAAGGUGUUUUUUCUAUCAAAAUGCAAUACAAUAUUCAAAGUGCCAUAUAUAACGUCUAGAAACUGCCUACACAUUCUUAUUAGGCCUUUUGUUAAGAGAUUGCUGCAGUUUGCCUUUUUCUUUUUCCCUUUUUUUUUAAUCUAUGCCAGUGUCAUGAAAGCUGUCACCUGCUAAUGUCCCGCCUCUCCUCACCCCUGCUUUGUGUUAUUGGUAAAUCUGUAUUGUGAUGUACUCAAUUUGAAGAGUUGGUUUUAAAAGAAGAAAUUGUAGAUAAACAAUAAACUUCCCUAUACAUUUGAAGGUUAAAUGUCUACUUUAGUGAGUGCGCACACAUUUACUUUUUAUUUUGUUUUUUUUUGAGGAAUUUCUUUUUGAAUUCAAAUCGAACGUGGGCUUAAGCGUAAGUGAAGAGAGGUCGGCUUGGGUGCCACGUUAAUAUUGCAGUCUAUGGUGAAGCGUUGGUGUCGGUUGGAUUUAAAAUUUAAAAAAAUAUAUAUAGAGAAAAUAAAAAAAGCACAAUGUUGGUCACAGCAGUCCCAACAGGAACUCGACUCACUUCAGGGGCUUCCAUCACAAAUCCUGAUCAGCUCUAACAAUCACUUUGACUCUUCUGUAGUUUCGCAUAUUCUGAAGUGCUAUUUUUGACAGUGUGGUAGCUUUGCAUUUCUCUAAAUAUUGUCUUGAUCUGACAAAAUUAAGAGUUAAAAAAAAAAAGAAAAGUUAAAAAAAAUCCUGUGUUUUCUUGUCUGAUACUCUGUAGGACUUUGUUCAUGUUCCACCAAUAAUUUAAUAGAUGUUUUGUCUUGAGGAAAGCCAAAGUGAAUGCAUCUUGAUGUGAUCUGUAUUAUACAGUCCAUUUUGUUUCUGUUCAGUAUAUAUCCAAUUUUUUGAAAGUGGGUGGGAUUUCUUUAAGGAAGAAAAAAAAGACAUACACAGGCUUUCCAAUUUCUACAACUGGUUGUUCAUAUGUAUUUUGUACCAGUGAAGCUUUUUAUAUUGGAAAUUAAAGAAGAAGAAAAAACUAUAUUGGAAGAAAAAAAAUUGUCUGGCCUCUCAAUGUGGCCUUGCCUUGACCAGGUCUCGAGUUUGGCCUCUUGGUGGUGUAGAGCAAUUUUUUUUUUUUUUUUUUUCCUUUCUGCUUUUGCCUCUAAAAGAUGCCUGAUUUUUGAUUUUACCUUGGAUCUCUACGUGUUCCUCACUUCGGUAAUCAGUUUCUGGGAGGGUUGGGAUCCUCUUAAGUCGUGGUAAGUUUCAUGUUAGUAUUUGUGCUGUCCACAUGAUUUAAUGGUCAGGAGUUUUUGACGAAUUUGUGUGGAUAACUGUCUUAGUUGAAAAGUUUAACUAUUUAGUUUGAGCCUUGCUUUUUACCUGUGUAGGGUUUUUUUCUUUCUCCUUCCCAUAGCAGAGUGUGUAGCUGAAAGACUCUGUGUUCUUUUUUUGAUCAAUGUUUGUUUGUGUGGUGUGUUUCUUUGCUUCUGUCUUCAAAUUAAACCAAUUCCCAUAAUAUG
This is a messenger RNA of Cololabis saira (Pacific saury), 6358 nucleotides long. RefSeq names its product CUGBP Elav-like family member 2. Lineage: Eukaryota; Metazoa; Chordata; Actinopteri; Beloniformes; Belonidae. The transcript has 13 exons. Bases 194 to 1768 code for a protein of 524 amino acids. Gene Ontology annotation, biological process: mRNA splice site recognition; regulation of alternative mRNA splicing, via spliceosome. The record is from RefSeq and is a predicted model, not a curated record. Gene Ontology annotation, cellular component: nucleus; cytoplasm; ribonucleoprotein complex. Gene Ontology annotation, molecular function: mRNA 3'-UTR binding.